Ectocarpus sp. CCAP 1310/34 is the source of this 870-nucleotide messenger RNA. NCBI's taxonomy places the organism in Eukaryota, Phaeophyceae, Ectocarpales, Ectocarpaceae. The record is from the annotation of a GenBank genome assembly.
AUGGAGGACCAGUCGGGCCCGGGCGACGCUGGCGAUGGCGCCCCCUCGAGCAGGGAGAGCGCGAGCGUCGCCCCAUCUACCACGUCGACCGGCACGGCCGAUGUGGGGGGCGGCGAGGACGACCGCCGCAGCAGCAGCAGCCGCGGUAGCGGCUGCAGCGGCAACGGCAGCAGCAGCGGCGGCAGCAGCGGCGAUGACGGCGGCAGCGACAGCAGCAGCAGCGGCGGCAGCAGCGGCGAUGACGGCGGCAGCGACAGCAGCAGCAGCAGCGGCAGCGAGACGGACCUCCCGGCGCUGCGUGGGCCAGAGGCCCGGCGGCUCGCCCGCUUCGACAAGCCGGCGGAACUAACCAGCCGCCGCUCCAGGGAGAACCCUCGCCGAAACCCGAGGGGAGUGGCCGGUGAGGGAGGCCAUCGGCAGCAUGAUGCGGGUGUCGACGUUCCGCGUCUAGACGUCUCGUUCGCCGUGCGUGCGGUAGCGCGCCAUGCCCACGCCCCGGCGAAGAGGCACUGGGAUGCCAUCCAGAAGAUCCUCGGCUACUUGAAAGGGACGAGGGAUCUCGGCAUCACCUACCAACGGGGAUCGGGGAUAGGGCUGGCCGUGUACGUAGACGCUAGCUACGCCGACACGGAGGAUACGCGUUCGGUGUCAGGGUUGGCGACAACGGUUGGAGGUACCGUAGUCAGCCAUGGUAGCAAGACACAGAGAAUCGUGUCGCUGUCUUCGACGAAAGCCGAGUACAUUGCUGCCGAAGAGGGAGUCAAGGAGGCGUUGUUUGUGCGUGCUGUACUUUCGUUUGUUGCCCCAGAGACCAGUGGUAGCAGCAUCGAGGUCCUUGAGGACAACCAGGGCGCCAUAGCGUUGGUGUAG